UUGCUUUUGACUCCUCUCACAUACACAUUCCUCUGCUUUUCCCUCCACUGAAAACCCAGUUUUCCAAGAAAUCCAAUUUCCCGAGAAAAUGCCGUCCCGUGUGAAAUUCUUCCUCAUCCUCUCUGUUGCUGUUGCUAUCUCCGCAAUUUUCUUAUACCCUUAUCUUCUUCCUCGCAUUGCCAAUGAUCAGGUGAACAAUCCAGUUCAAGAUUCUGGUAUUUUUGAGCAAGUCUUCCAGAACCCAGAUGUCUUCUUGAGAAAUUACGCUCUAAUGGAGAAGGAUUUCAAAAUCUUCAUGUACCCAAAAAGCGAUCAAGUGGUUCCGUUUUACAGGGAGCCCAUUCCCCAGGGGAUUAAUAUUGAAGUGAUCUUCUCCCACCAUCUCAGAUUUUCCGAAAGAUUUCAUACAUAUGAUGACACUAAGGCUCAUAUGUUUUUCAUUCCACUUACUUGGUUUCAAAUUCGCGCAAUGGGAAGUCAUGCUAAUUCUGAGAAUUAUGUUCGGCACAUAAUUGACAAGUACCCUUAUUGGAAUCGGAGUAAAGGUUUUGAUCACUUUCUUCUGACUUGCUGUGACGUUGGAGCAAUAUUCUCUGAAAGAGUUCCCCUGAAUAAUUCAAUAAAAGUCUCGUGUUCCGUAAGAAAUGAUUCCAGAAAUAAAAUACACCACAAGCACCACCACAUAACCCUCCCCCAGAUUAGACAUCCACAUGAUCCUCCAUCGCGUGGUAAUGACAUACAUCUCAGGACAAUACCCGCUUUCUGGGCUUGUCACAAACAUCCAGUAAGUGUCAGUGAUUGGGACAGAUACUUUAAGAAAUUUAAAGCAUCUAAGUAUUGCAUUUGUGAUGGAGCAUCCUAUGUCACAAGAAUCUGUAUAACAGACUCAAUCCAUUUUGGAUGUGUUCCAGUGAUUUUGUAUGAAGGCUACGAAUUGCCAUUCGGUGACAUCCUUGAUUGGACAAAAUUUUCUGUAAUAAUCAAUAAGGAUAAUGCACUUCGGGUUAAAAAGAUUCUUGAAGCCAUAUCGGAUUCAAAAUUCAGUGGACUGCACAACAACAUACUCAAGGUUCAAAGGCACUUCUAUGUGGAUGAACCUGCAGAAGGAGAUAACCCAUAUGAUCUCUUUCAUAUGAUAAUGUAUGAGCUCUGGUUGCGUCACCAUGAACGGUUUUCUGAUUCCUAA
Molecule: messenger RNA, 1186 nt
Organism: Tripterygium wilfordii
Lineage: Eukaryota; Viridiplantae; Streptophyta; Magnoliopsida; Celastrales; Celastraceae
Product: probable glycosyltransferase At5g03795
Exons: 6
Coding region: 89-1186 (365 amino acids)
Molecular function (GO): glycosyltransferase activity
Source: RefSeq, a predicted model, not a curated record